GUUAUUCCACGGUUAGCCAUUAUCAAAGGACGAAGGCAGUGCAGCAGAGGGCAGCUAGCUAUCAUGGAUAAGAUGCACUUUCUUCCGUUUGCCGUCUUCUUUUUCGUUGUGUCCGCCGGAGCUUUUGGAUGCAAUCCAGAUUGGAUUUCCUACAAUGGAGGCUGCUAUAAAUUUGAACCAAGACUAUCGGAUGUGCGUAUGGCGCGGAAAUUUUGCCAGUUACUCAAAGCGGAUUUAGCUUUCCUAGAUCAAAAUGCGACUACUUUAAUUGGCGUCGAUCCAGCCCAAAAAUAUUGGAUCAGAGAAGACAGUGUGCGUACAACAGACUUGGCUUCAGUACCCAUAUCACAAUGCCCUUACCUGUAUCAACAGAAUUUCGAAUAUGGGGACUGCAAUGAAAUGUAUUUUUUCAUAUGUGAAGAAAUACAAGAAGAUCCUACUCAUAGAUGUCCUGAGGGCUGGGUGUUAUUAGAUGCCAAAUGUUACAAAGCGGUAGAUCAUCAAAGCAAUCUCACUGUUUCUGUAGCAGCUUGUCACGCUGAUCAAGGCCAACUUGCAGUUCUUGACGAUGAGAGUAAGGAAGCCAACGCACAAGCUGUCAUCAUCGGAAAAAACACCACUUUCCUCGUUGGAGCUGAACGUGAGAACGGAACAUUUAAAUGGUUUGAUGGAAAGCCAUUCAAUCCAUAUUGUUCACUUUGCACCAAUUUUACAUCAAAUGGCAAUUGCCUAGGAAUUAAAUCCAAUUCUAAUCAUCCAACCAUGUUCAAAUGGGUAAAUGUCGAAUGCAGCGCUGUUAAUUCAUUUCUAUGUGAAAGAGAAGCGAUCUCAGAAAACAUGACAUCAACUCCUCUUCCUACCACAACUUCUGCUUCGUCACCACCUCUACUGUGCCCAAUAGGUUAUAAUUGGAAAGCAUUUAGAAACACGAAUUACUGCUUCUGGGAAACAACAUAUGAAACCGAACGGCUUAAUUGGUACCAAGCACGACAGUUUUGUCAAGCAUAUGGUGGAGAUUUGGCUACUUAUAGAGAUUCACAAGAAGAAGACACUGGAUUAGGUGGAGCUAAAGGACAUUAUAAAGGUCUCUGGUUUGGUCUAAAACGAGGAGAAGAUGAUAUUUUUCGUUGGGUUGAUGGAAGCGAGCUCAAUUACACCAACUGGGAUUACGCUGAACCAAACCUCAGAAGCAGAUCCAAGUACUGUGCCUCUCAUGCAGCCGGCAAUGCUAGAUGGGAGCUUGACUACUGCGGCGUCAGAAGGUGGUUCAUCUGCAAGGCUCCGAAAGUUCGAAAUCCUAUACUUCCCGAUACAACAUUUCCCAAAACCCAGUGCAACUUUUCUAGUUCGCCUUUCUACCACCAUCGAUGGUAUUCGCACAAAAACUACUGCUAUUUAAUUCAUGACGAAGCAAAGUACAGUUGGGAUUUGGCUCAUAAUUUCUGCAAAGACAACGAGGCUCAUUUGGCAUCCAUACAUUCCUUCGACGAAACUGACUUCAUACUUUUUGCAAGUAAUAUAGUUUCAAGUUCAGACUAUUGGAUUGGUUUGGCUUCUAAAGGCUUAGGGUCGUCUUUCACAUGGUCAGAUGGAACGCCUUUGGAUUUCUUGUACUGGGUCAAUGAUUCCGGUCCAAACGAAACGGAGAGUAUGAAUACAUGUAUUUCCUUUGAUCCAUUAAGAGGUUACUGGAAAACUACUCACUGCAACAAAUUACAAGGAGUCAUUUGCAAAAGAGGAAUUAAUGCUAGCUACGAUUUCCCUACUCAAGAACCUGCAGUAAUUCUUCCUGGAAACUGCGAACAUGGGUGGUAUCCAUUAGGCAAUAAGUGCUACAAAGUUUUUGGAAAGAAAUGGACACAGAAACAGUCCUGGACCACCGCACAAAAGGAAUGUGAAAAAGAAAACGCCACUUUAGCAUCUAUACACAACGAAGACCAGCAAAAUUUUCUGACCGAUCUAAUACUCGAAAUCGAUGACGACGCAUGGAUUGGCCUGGAAAAUUUAUAUAGAGGUAGCUUAUUUCAGUGGGUGGAUGAUACAGCAUUAGACUAUGCUAACUGGGAUGUAAAUGAACCUUCAGUUUCGAAUGAUGAUGAAGACAGUGAAUUGUUUUACACAUCAAGUUAUGAGCGUACGUGUGUUGAAAUCAGUUACGGAAGAGAGAACAUGGGAAAAUGGAAUGAUGUUAGCUGUUAUCAGUCUAACGCUUAUAUUUGUCAAAAAUUCAAAGAUCCUAAUAUCACCACACCUUCUGAAGAUCCUUUUACAUGCACCGACAUUCCCGGCUGGAGUCGUCUGGGUACUUCGUGUUACAGUAUUUUUGAAGAAAAAGAAGGGAAACUAUCUUGGACAGAAGCACAGAGUCGCUGUAAGGCAACUGGAGCCGAUCUAGUGUCUUUCAAAAACUCUGCUGUCGCUGUCUUUCUGGCGAAGAGGAUCAAGACGAAAAAUGAAUUCUUUUGGACCGGGAUUAGGGAAACGGAAGAAGCCAAAUUCGGAACUUUCAAUGGUAAUAAGCUAAAGAUCUCUAACUGGUUGGCGGAGCAGCCCAAGUUGGUGUCUUCAUUUAUGGAUAACUGCGUGGCCAUGAACUCGCAAGCAAAGUGGGUAGUGAGAAGCUGCCGGGAGAAGCUUAAUUACGUUUGCGAGUGGAAUUCAGAUGCUGAAAAUGAGAUUGAUAUUGACGAAAGCCACCUAUGCCCGAAAUCCAACGGUUGGCAAGAUAUCGGAGGCGAUAUGUGCAUCAAGAAAUUCUUCGUACGAAAAACCUGGAACGAUGCCAUGUAUGAUUGUUUCCAACAUGGUGGAUCUUUAGUGACGUUCCACUCCGCAAAGGAUCUUCACCAAUUUGUAGAACACGUGAACACAAAUUAUCGCUUUACAUCUGUUCAUAUUGGACUUGGAAGACGCAAAGACGGAAGUUACAUGUGGGCUGACUAUAGUCCGGUCGAUUUCACUGCGUGGGAUCCUGACGACCCUCCAAGCACAACAAAAGACUGCGUCGAAUUGGAUAUGAGAACGGAGAAAUGGAGGAAGGUCCAUUGCGAUGAUCUCAGGAGAAAUUAUUUCUGCUCCGCUACAAAAAACAGAAAUAUAGAAGAAGAUGUAAUAACGUCGAAUUUUACUAAAGCAGAAGACAUUGUUAGUAAGAAACUUGCUGCCGGCGGAAUUGUUGGGAUUGUAAUAUGCUUAUUAGUAGUUUUAGCCAUCAUUGGAGUUACAGUGUACUAUGUCUAUCCAAGAGAAAGGCAUGGAAAAUUAUUAGUGCCUGAAUCACAAUUAUAGUAUCCUGAAGGAGCUUUUUCGGUGUAAUAAUUAAAGAACUGUACAAAAUGUGUAAUAUCCUUAAUAAAUAUGUUACCAAUGUACAAAAAU
Molecule: messenger RNA, 3378 nt
Organism: Argiope bruennichi
Lineage: Eukaryota; Metazoa; Arthropoda; Arachnida; Araneae; Araneidae
Product: macrophage mannose receptor 1-like
Exons: 25
Coding region: 64-3288 (1074 amino acids)
Molecular function (GO): signaling receptor activity
Source: RefSeq, a predicted model, not a curated record